Messenger RNA from Aplosporella prunicola CBS 121167, 2453 nucleotides. RefSeq lists its product as uncharacterized. The coding region runs from base 401 to 2056 and encodes 551 amino acids. NCBI's taxonomy places the organism in Eukaryota, Fungi, Ascomycota, Dothideomycetes, Botryosphaeriales, Aplosporellaceae. The transcript is spliced from 2 exons. The record is from RefSeq and is a predicted model, not a curated record.
CCAAGCCGCUGCUAUUUCUGCCUAACGCCCACAGCCUCCUACUUAUCUAGUCAUCCGUCUCAUCUCUUGACCUCAUCUGUUUCUCUUUUUCUCUUCUUCUCUCCUCCUUCCUACUUCAAUCCGUCAUUCGUCCGAGUCACGCCUUUCCUUCCCCUCUCAGCCGUGUGACCCCCCCAGGUCAUCCACCACCUUCCCGUCCUAGCCUCAGCCUCGCCCCUUCUCUUUCCGUCUCCCGCUCCUAGCGCUGACACCUACGGCUCCCCAUCGCUCUACCCUUUGCCUUAGCCUUUUCAUCUUCUGCCUACACCGCAGUCUGAUCACGGAAAAAACAAUACAUCUGCACCAUCACUAGCCUCAACUCCGCAAAUCCAAAUCCAUUUCCUUGUCCUCACUACACACCAUGCCGCGCUACUACGGCCUCGGCGGUGACGACGAGUGGUCCAUGGACGGCGAGUGGGGUGGCGGCGGCAUCGGUGGUGGCAUCAGCGCCGGGGCACGACACGUCCACCCACCUAUGGGACGGCGCAGUGGGCUCCUGGAGCCCGAACACGGCCACUUCCAUGCAGCAGGCAUUCACCGCAGCCGGUCGACGGGCUCGCGGCCCACGCCACACAUCCUCAACAUCCACAACAACGUGAACCCGCGCCUGACAGCCGACCAACAGGCGCCGACACGGGCGAGCGCGACGCCGUCGCCGCGCGGCCGCCCCCUCGACGACGAGUGGGCCCUCAACGACGACAUGGAGGUGCGGAUCAUCCGCGAGCGGUCGCGGGGGCGCGGCCUGAGCGACGCACCUAACUUCCAUCGGCACGAGCACCGGCAUGAGCACUGGGGCAGCGCCGAGCGAGAUCGUACGCCGCCCGAGUACCGGGCGCAGCUGCAGCUGGCGGCGACGAGUGAGCGGCUGCGCGACAUGGAGGAGCGGAUGCGGCGGGAGAAGGAGGAGGGCCUGCUUCGCCUCGAGCUCGAGAGCAAGUACGCGCGGGAAAAGGCGGAGCGCGAAGAGGAGGAGCGGCUGAUGAAGCGGCGAGUAGAGCUGCAGAUGCUGAAGAGCAAGGCGGAGCGCGAGGAAGAAGAAGACCGUAUUCGCCGCGAGGAGGAGCGCAUCCGCGAGAAGUACGAGCGCAAGCGGCUGGAGGACGAGCGGGCGCGCGCCGAGGAAGAGCGUCGCCAGGACGAGCUGCGCAAGACGGCGGUCCGCGAGGAGAAGGAGCGCGCUGCCAGUGAGGCCGCGGCGAGGAAGGCCGCGGCGGAGGAGUUUGCGCGCGAGCAAGAGAAGAAAGCCAAGAAAGAGGCGGAGGAGCGGCAGCGCAUCAUCGACGAGGAGGAGAAGGCCAAGCUGGCCAGGAUGAAGCACAAAGCCGAAGAGCGUGCGCGAAUCAUCGCCGAAGUGGAGAAGCAGAAUGCGGAGGCGGCAGCGCGAGAGCAGGCCGAGCGCGAAGCGUUGCUAGCCAAGAUCGAGAAGGAGAAGGCCGAGAAGGCGGCCAAGGAGAAGGCGGCGUGGGAGGAGUACGAGUGCAAGCGCAAGGAGAAGGAGGCCCAGGAGAAGGCAGCCAAGAAGGCCGAGGAGGAACGCCUCGAGGCCGAGAUGCGCAAGAAGCUCGUGCAGUUCGGCUUCCAAGAGAACCAGAUCCAGGGCAUCCUGGACCCGGCCAAGGCGGCGGAGCUGCAGGCCGGCGCGGGGCCAAAUAACCCGCUCACGGUGGUUGACCAUCAUCACCAUCACCACCAGCCGCCGCAUACGCCGACGUAUGUGAAGGUCAAGCGCGAGUAUCUGAGCAUCGAGACGCUGAAGUACUAUGAUUUGCCAUGGGAAUAUGACCGGAACGACGCAGAAUACAUCAUCAUCAUGCGCGAGAUGGACCCGCGCGAAACGGACAUCCUGUUCGAGCACACGCGCCGCAUCAAGGACCGCAGCAGCACGCGCCUGCUCAUCGAGGACCGUGGGCGGUCCAAGAAGCCUGAGUAUGCAUGGGUGCGGCGCAGGCGCUCGGCGCAUGAUAAGAGCCCCGCGAGGCCGGCGAGGAAGAUUGUCUUGGGGGAAAUGUUUAGGUAGGGUGGUGUUGGGGAGGGGCGGGUGACUGAGGGGAGGAUGAUGUGGUGGUAGUGGUGAGAGAGACUGGGCAAGAGGGGGAUGGAGAGAGGGGUGUGCGGUGUUUGCUUGGUGUUGUUGCUUCGCUUCGAUUUAAUAUGUUGCCUGCUUAGCUUGUUUGGUUGUUCAUUUGUCAAGCUUGUCAUCUUAGCCUGUCCCCCAUAAACAUGCACGUUUUCAACCCCAAACCCCAAGCUUCUUCCAUACUACAUGCACAACCCAUAGAUUGCUGAACCGGUGAACAGACAGCGGUAUGCGUACGGUAGCAACGAUGGUAGUGGGUAGUAGCAGUAGCAACAGUAGCAGUAGUCUUAGCGUUAGCGUUGACAGAACUCUUUCUCACCUCAAUCUUCUCUCUCCC